UUUACGAUUUUUAAUUUAAUUUAAUGAUUAAUGUUCAACUUUAAUGUGUUUCAAUUAAUGAGAAAAACAUACUUAUUACAUGUUAAAAUCAUAUGCUUAUCAUGUUAUUUUAAACUGAUCUAGUUAAUGGAAGCAAGUGCCAUAAUCUUUGAAUAACUCUUGCCUUUUUCUCUUUCAAGUGAAGUAUGUCUAUUGAAGCCUCAAGAAAUAAAUUCAUUAUAUUUAUUAAAGGUGCCUUCAUAAAGGAAAAGACUGCAAGAUGAUGAUGAAGAUGAUGAGUGCAGAAAAUAUAGAUGCUACAAGUGAUAUAAAGCAUUAAAUCUAAAAUUAGGUCAAUGGUAUUAACUCUGAUGAAAUGGAGGUUGAUGAACCUGCACAGAAAAUUGUACAAUUCAAUCCACUUCCUCAAAGAGUUCCUCGUUUAAACAGAAGAGGAUUUUAUAUGUCAUGUCGAGAUAAGCAGGCCAAGUCUCUUUUAGAAAAUGUUAAUAGUCAAAAAGACGCAGUGUCGAGUACUUCAAUUAAGUCUAAGGCAGCUAAUCAAGAAAAAAUUUCAACACCUUUAAGCAAUAGAAUAAUCAAGCUAAAUAUUUCAAAGAAAAGUCCCAACAGUGAGACUGAAAAGUGUCUUAAAAGAAAUGGUAAUGAUCAGCAAACAAAUAGUGAAUGUGCUCAAAAACCUCCACCAAAAAAGAAACAUAAACCUAUUACUUGGCCAUGAAAGAUCUGUAUCAUAUAAAAGUCAUUGUAAAAAUGUCUUAAUUGUUUAGUUUUAAAUUAUUAAUGUUUUUGUUUGUGUGGUAUCAAAUGAAUAAGUUUAACCUUUUGCGGCCGGUUUAAAUUUAUACAUAAUUGUUAUACCUGCCAGAAUUCAUUUCUGUUAGAUAAAUAUAAUAUGCAGGAUAAUAAAAGAAAGUCAUUCUUCAUUUUGAAAUUUAUAAAUCUCCAAAGCCUAUAGGCAUAAGUGAAAAGUAUUGUUCAAUACUGAAAGAUCUGCAUGUUUUUUUUUAUUUAGGAGGCUUAAAGAAGAUGUACAAUUGGAACAUCUGCUUUAACAGGGUGCAUAGCAUUUUUAAAAAGUGCUUAAAGGUGCUUAUUUUUGAUUUUUAAAAGCCCUUAAAAGUGCUUUUUUUCAUUGGGUGUUUUUAAAAA
Molecule: messenger RNA, 1152 nt
Organism: Parasteatoda tepidariorum (common house spider)
Lineage: Eukaryota; Metazoa; Arthropoda; Arachnida; Araneae; Theridiidae
Source: RefSeq, a predicted model, not a curated record